AUGUCGCUCGUCACGCUGCCCUUCUACCAGAAGAGACACAGGCACUUUGACCAGUCCUAUCGCAACAUUCAGACCAAGUACCUCAUGGAUGAGUACAUGGCCAGGAAGCAAGCGGCCACCCAGAUGUCCACCCGCACGGCGACAGCUCAUGCGGCAUCUUCACAGAACGUAUCCAGCCAGGCUUCCUCAGGGGGCACCACCUGCCGGUUGUGUGCCAAGCGGGUGAGCGCCGAGGAGGAGGAGCAGGAGAGUAAGAGCAGGUACCGCUCCCUGGUGGCCUCAUAUGGCGAGGCUAAGCGGCAGCGUUUCCUCAGUGAACUGGCCCAGCUGGAGGAGGACGUCCAUCUGGCACGGUCGCAGGCACGCGACAAGCUGGAUAAAUAUGCCCUCCAGCAGAUGGUGGCAGACACAAUGGCCUGGGAGAGGCACGUGUUUGAGGAGCGACUGAGCCGGGCACCUGAGAUCCUGGUGCGGCUGAGGUCCCACACUGUCUGGGAGAAGAUGUCCGUCAAGCUCUGCUUCACCGUGCAGGGCUUCCCCACACCUGUGGUGCAGUGGUACAAGGAUGGCAGCCUGAUCUGUCAGGCUGGGGAGCCAGGCAAGUACAGGAUUGACAGCAAGUACGGUGUGCACACGCUUGAGAUCAACAGGGCCAGCUUUGAGGACACGGCCACGUACUCGGCGGUGGCCACCAAUGUCCACGGGCAGGUGUCGACCAAUGCAGCCGUGGUGGUGCGGAGGUACCGAGGGGACGAGGAGCCGUUCUUUUCCGUGGGACUCCCAAUCGGCUUGCCCCUGGCUGCUGUGACCCCCUACAUGCACUUUGAUGUCCAGUUCUUGGAGAAGUUUGGGGUCACCUUUAGGACAGAAGGCGAGACUGUCACACUCAAGUGCACGUUGUUGGUGACCCCAGAACUGAAGAGGGUGCAGCCACGGGUCGAGUGGUACCGGGAUGACGUGCUGCUCACUGAGACCCGGUGGACCAAGAUGUUCUUCGGUGAGGGCCAGGCUUCGCUGUCCUUCAGCCAUCUGCACAAGGAUGAUGAGGGGCUGUACACCUUGAGGGUCGUGUCCCGCGGCGGCGUCAGCGACCACAGCGCCUUCCUGUUCGUCAGAGAUGCUGAUCCGCUGGUUACUGGGGCUCCUGGCGCCCCCAUGGACUUGCGAUGCCACGAUGCCAACCGGGACUAUGUCAUCGUAACCUGGAAGCCGCCCAACACCACCACCGAGAGCCCCGUCAUUGGCUACUUUGUGGACCGAUGUGAAGUGGGAACCAACAACUGGAUUCAGUGCAACGAUGCCCCCGUGAAGAUCUGCAAGUACCCUGUGACAGGGCUCUGCGAGGGCAGGUCCUACAUCUUCCGUGUACGGGCCGUCAACAGCGCUGGCAUCAGCCGGCCCUCCCGGGUCUCGGACGCGGUGGCCGCUCUGGACCCUGUGGACCUCAGGAGGUUACAAGCCAUUCAUCUGGAGGGCGAGAAGGAGAUUGUGAUCUACCAGGAUGACCUGGAAGGUGAGGUUCAGGUCCCAGGGCCUCCCACUGAUGUGCAUGCUGCUGAGGUCAGCAGGACUUACGUGGUGCUCAGCUGGGAGCCUCCAGUGCCCCGUGGCAAGGAGCCACUGAUGUACUUCAUUGAGAAGUCUGUGGUUGGGAGUGGCAGCUGGCAGCGUGUCAACGCUCAGACAGCCGUGCGGUCGCCUCGUUAUGCCGUCUUCGAUCUGGCUGAGGGGAAGCCUUAUGUGUUCCGGGUCCUGGCGGCCAACAAGCAUGGCCUCAGCGAUCCCUCAGAAAUCACGCCACCUAUCCAAGCACAGGACACGACUGUGGUCCCAUCUGCUCCUGGCCGUGUGCUGGCUUCUCGCAACACCAAGACUUCGGUGGUGGUGCAAUGGGACAGGCCGAAACACGAGGAGGACCUGCUGGGCUACUACGUGGACUGCUGUGUGGCAGGGACCAGUGUGUGGGAGCCGUGCAACCACAAGCCCAUCGGAUAUAACAGGUUUGUGGUACAUGGCCUGACCACGGGGGAACAGUACAUCUUCCGGGUAAAGGCUGUGAAUGCUGUGGGCACCAGUGAGAACUCCCAGGAGUCUGAAGUCAUCAAGGUGCAGGCUGCCCUCACCGUACCCUCUCGCCCAUAUGGGGUAACACUCCUGAACUGUGACGGCCACUCCAUGACUCUUGGCUGGAAGGUGCCUAAGUUCAGCGGUGGCACGCCCAUCCUGGGCUACUAUGUGGACAAGCGCGAGGUCCACCAUGAGAACUGGCAUGAAGUGAACGCUUCGCCGAUCCAGGAACGCAUCUUAACGGUGGAAGGCUUGACAGAAGGCUCACUCUACGAGUUCAAGAUUGCGGCCACCAACCUGGCGGGCAUCGGGCAGCCAUCAGACCCCAGCGAGCACUUCAUGUGCGAGGCCUGGACGGCACCAGAACCCGGCCCUUCCUAUGACCUGACGUUCUGCGAGGUCAGGGACACAUCGCUGGUUCUGCUGUGGAAAGCCCCAGUCUACUCAGGCAGCAGCCCCGUUUCCGGGUAUUUCGUGGACUUCAAGGAAGAGGAUUCCGGUGAAUGGAGCACUGUGAACGAGGCAGCAACUCCCAACCGCUACUUAAAGGUCUGUGAUCUGCACCAGGGCAGAACUUAUGUGUUCCGCGUGCGGGCAGUGAAUGCCAAUGGGGUGGGGAAACCCUCGGACGUGUCUGAACCCGUGCUGGUGGAGGCCAGGCCAGGCACCAAGGAAAUCAGUGCUGGUGUGGAUGAGGAAGGAAACAUCUAUCUGGGCUUUGACUGCCAGGAGAUGACAGAUGCAUCCCAGUUCACCUGGUGCAAGUCCUACGAGGAGCUCGCAGACCCAGAGCGCUUCCGUGUGGAGACAGAGGGUGACCACUCCAGGCUCUACUUCACAAACCCGGACAAAGCAGAUCUGGGGACAUACUCGGUGUCAGUGAGCGACACAGACGGUGUGUCCUCCAGCUUUGUUCUGGAUGAAGCCGAGCUUGAGCGACUGUUGGCCCUGAGCAAUGAGAUCAAGAACCCCACAAUUCCUCUGAAAUCCGAGUUAGCUUAUGAGAUUUUUGACAAGGGCCAGGUGCGCUUCUGGCUGCAGACGGAGCCCUUGUCACCGGACGCCAGCUUCCGCUUUGUCAUCAACGACAGAGAAGUGGCAGACAGUGAGACCCACAGGAUGAAGUGUGACAAGUCCACAGGCAUGAUUGAGAUGGUGAUGGACCGGUUUACCAUUGAGAAUGAAGGCACCUACACCGUGCAGAUCCAGGACGGCAAAGCCAGGACGCAGUCCUCACUGGUCCUCAUUGGGGACGCCUUCAGAGCUGUGCUGGAAGAGGCUGAGUUCCAGCGGAAGGAAUUCCUGCGGAAGCAAGGCCCUCACUUUGCGGAGUACCUGCACUGGGACGUUACAGAGGAGUGUGAGGUCCGGCUCAUGUGUAAGGUGGCCAACACUAAGAAGGAGACUGUGUUCAAAUGGCUCAAGGACGACGUGCUGUGUGAGACGGAGGCACCACCCGACUUGGAGAAGGGUGUCUGUGAACUGCUCAUACCCAAGCUCUCCAAGAAGGACCAUGGCGAAUACAAGGCGACCCUGAAGGAUGAGAGAGGCCAAGACACAUCAACCCUGGACAUUGCUGGCAAAGUGUACGAGGACAUGAUUCUGGCCAUGAGCAGAGUCUGUGGGAUGUCUGCCUCCCCACUGAAGGUUCUCUGUACCCCUGAUGGCAUUCGGCUGCAGUGUUUCAUGAAGUUCUUCACGGAGGAGAUGAAGGUGAACUGGUACCACAAAGAGGCUAAGAUUUCAUCCAGUGAGCACCUGCGGAUUGGAGGCAGUGAGGAGAUGGCGUGGCUGCAGAUAUGUGAGCCUACGGAGAAGGACAAAGGCAAAUACACUUUUGAGAUCUUCGAUGGCAAAGACAACCAUCAGCGCUCGCUCGACUUGUCAGGACAAGCCUUUGAUGAAGCCUUCGCAGAAUUCCAGCAGCUCAAGGCUGCGGCAUUUGCAGAGAAAAAUCGUGGCAAGGUGAUUGGCGGUUUGCCUGAUGUGGUGACCAUCAUGGAAGGCAAGACCCUGAACCUGACCUGCACCGUGUUCGGCAACCCUGAUCCUGAGGUGACGUGGUUUAAGAAUGACCAGCACAUUGAGCUGAGCGAUCACUUCUCUGUGAAGGUGGAGCAGGCCAAGUAUGUGAGCCUGACCAUCCAAGGCGUGACCGCCGAGGACUCGGGCAAGUACAGCAUCAGCGUCAAGAACAAGUAUGGUGGCGAGAAGAUUGACGUUACCGUCAGCGUGUACAAGCAUGGCGAGAAGAUCCCGGAGGCUACUCUGCCCCAGCAGGCCAAGCCCAAGCUUAUCCCUGCCGCGGCGGCCGACUAGGCUGGGCGGGUUGCAGGCCACCAUGGAGCUUUCACUUGGCAUUGGCACUUUUUGUUUCAUGUUCUUUUAAGGGAGGAGCUGAAGUCUGUCGCAGGCUUAGUGCCCUCAGCUCCGGGGGAAGUGCAGGUGCCCACCCGUGUGGCUUGGCUGCUGUGGGCUGGGAGCUGGCAGUGCCCUGCCUCUGGAGUAUCUCUUGCUUCAGGCUAAUAAAGCUCCACCAGGCG
Messenger RNA from Ochotona curzoniae (black-lipped pika), 4610 nucleotides. It is a transcript of the gene MYOM2, whose product is annotated as myomesin 2. Bases 1 to 4386 code for a protein of 1461 amino acids. The record is from RefSeq and is a predicted model, not a curated record. Gene Ontology annotation, molecular function: protein binding. Lineage: Eukaryota; Metazoa; Chordata; Mammalia; Lagomorpha; Ochotonidae. The transcript has 37 exons.